UAAUGUGUAUGUACUGCCUGGCCAAGUGGCUGCUGCAAGCAUAUCUUGCGCAGAGCUUCUCUGCGUCUGUUGCCCUACCCUUAGGAGGUCAACAGGUUGGUUUUGUUUCUUUUGCAAACCUGUCAGCCCACUUACUCUCACUGAGCUGCUGUGUACAUGCCAGCUCAGCCCCAAACAAUUCUGCUACUUACCACAUUUCUAGCACAGGGCUGAUCUGUGCAUUUUCCAUUGUACAAAGAAGAAUAGUACUGACAUCCUGGUGCUGAGGGGGCUGCCAGCUCCUCUGGUUAUUAGGGCACCAGUGAGUGCUUCCCGGCUCCCGAGGCAGAGAUCACCAAAGCACUUGGAGGGCCUUGGCAACAAGAGCUGGGCGAGGAGACAGGAAGGUGUAAAUAAGGAUGAGUUUGGCCUGAGGCCAUAGAUGAAGACUACGCAGGAGUCUGUCUCGAAGGAGGUGAAGAUUUAACAAGCAUUCCGAGCCAAAAUCAUCACCACCGAGCCCAACGCACCAUGCUGGGCUGGAAGUUGCGCAGGCAACUCAGUAUUAACCAAGUGCCUAAAGUGUUUCGAGAGCAGGGCAUCCUGUUUGGGUAUCGCCAUCCAAGAAGCUCUGCAGCAGACUGUCUCCUCAGUGUCUUCCAGAUGACAAAUGAAACACUAAAUAUAUGGACACAUUUUUUGCCUGCCUGGUACUUCCUAUGGAAGUUGUUUGCCUUGGCCUAUUCACUGGAUAUCUGGAAUGACAUGUAUGCCUGGCCCUUUCUUGCCUACAUGCUCACGUGCUGUAUUUAUCCGUUCACAUCCAGCUGUGCCCACACGUUCAGUGCGAUGUCCACCCAGGCGAGACAUAUUUGUUAUUUCUUUGAUUAUGGUGCCCUUAGUAUGUACAGCUUAGGUUCUGCGAUUGCUUACUCAACCUAUGUUUUCCCAGAAGAAUGGAUCAAUAGCACUUUCCAUCACUAUUAUGUACCCAUUGCUGUGCUUAAUACUGUCAUUAGCACUGGUCUUUCCUGCUACUCCAGGCUUGGUGCGCCAUACCUCCAUUAUAACCGUGAUAUCAUAGAAAGGUUCCCUGAGAUACAGCAGCCCACGCUCAGCAAAACUCUUCGCACGCUGGCUUUUGCAUAUCCGUACCUGUUCGACAGCACCCCUCUCUUCUACAGGCUAUAUCUGUGUACUGGGGAGAGCUGCAUGGAAAGCGUAAUCCCAGUCCACUACAGGCACAGUGUGUUUGCCUUCCUCACUUGUUUCAUUUUUGCUGCGCAUCUGCCUGAGAGACUUGCACCAGGAUGCUUUGACUAUAUUGGGCACAGCCACCAGCUUUUCCAUAUAUGUGGGAUCAUUGGCACACACUUCCAAAUGGAGGCCAUCUUUAUAGACAUGAACGCUCGCCGUGACUGGCUCUUAGCUUCCUCACCACUUCUCUCUCGUUCUCAAAUAGUUGGUUCAGUUGGCAUCUCCAUUAUCAUUAGUCUAACUAUCAUUGGGGUUUUCUCACUGGCUCUCUAUUCAACACCAGUGUCCUCUAGGAAAGAAUAACUACAUAGACAUUAAACUUUAAGUAGAGAUUGAUUUUUAGUUACAUUGCUGCAAAUGAGAAAUACCAAGUAACAUUAGCACUGGAUCAGUGAAGGUGAUGAGAUUUUUUAAUGAAUGUUUUUCUUGGGAAAGACACUCACUCGAGGGGUUUUCAAGAGUGAACCAUUUUAUAUUGCACUGCUUUUUGUAAAUAUGACUUUAAAGUUGGAGACCAGAUUGUGAAAUGGUUUUAAAUCGGGACAAGUUGAUAUUUUAGCAUGAAAUUAUUUAGAAAAAAAUUAAAACACUGUAAAAGGGAGAAGUGUCAUAUUUUGCAAGCCAGUAUUUGAAGGGCAGAUUUAAUCCAAAUGAUAAAACUCACUGUGAUACCAUCUUCUAAGUCUAACGGCCAUUUAUCUGUGUUGAUUUCACUUGACUGCUUUAGGGAGGAACCAGGAAACUUGAUUAUUUUUAUUAUAACAUGAUGGUACAUUGUGCUUAUGUCAGUUCAUAGGCAUAAGUGUCUAUAUUUUAUAUAUUUAAUAAGUAGGGUAACAUCUUGAGCCUACUGAAGUAAAUGGCCCUUUUUUGCAACAGACUUCAAUAAGAGCAAGGAUUUCACCGUAGAAUCCUAGUUGAAAUGUCCCUAGGAUUGGGCCUUUCAGUUCUUCUCUAUGGAGAUUAUUCCAGUCUGAGUUCACUGUUAGUAUGUUUUUCUGAUAUUCAGUCUAAAUUUCCUUGGCCUGAUUCUGCACUUGUUUAGGGCCUGAUCAGUCAGUGGGUGUUUUCCAUUGAGUACAAUGAGGUGUAAUUCAGGCCCUGACAUCAGUCUUAUAUUGGGGUAGUUCCACUGACUUCCAUGUUACUCCUGGAGAGGAGAAUCAAGCCUCCACUGCUCCUAAUUAAACCUCCCCCAAGUAUGCACCUGCUGUAGCAGAUACCUCAUUGAAAAACUAUCACUGAGAAGCCAUCAAAAUUGCAAUCUGGGGUCAUAAAUUUUGGCUUGGAAGCAGGUGGCAUCCUGCGAUAGGACCGACUUGCACUAAGCUGGUGACCAGAGAGGUACUAGGCCAGGUUGUAAUGUCCGUUAGAGUAUUUUCACAACUGUUUUUUAUACAUAGGAGUGGUACUCUUAUGUCUCAGGCUUUGAGGUUAUCUGACUUGAUUGCAUAUUGGAUUAUCUAAUACCUUGGAAUAUUUUUAUUAGGUACAUAAACAUGUAAUGCAGAAAAUUACAAUGAGAUUAUCCUGAUAAUUGUGUUGGUUUAUUAUAUGUUUUGUAAAUAGUAGCCUUCAUCGAGGUGUAAUAGAUGCACUUUGGGUUGACAGUACAACAAAAUCUUUAAAUAUAUUCUGGGAAAAACACAACUUGGAAAUGAUCUUACUUUCUUCUGAGAGCUGAUCAAGAUUUCUAUUAACAUUUAUUAGCACUGGAACAUAACGAUCUUAUCCAACAUUUUAUUUAAUUAAAAAAAUCAUAACCAUGACAAGAAAAGUGCUAAUAUGUGCUGUUGAUCUGUUUAUCUACCUUGUCUUUUAGUAUAAGUGGGAAAGAGUCUGGUUUUGUUUGCAAGAAAUGAUUUAACAUUCAACAGCAUUAAUUAAUUAAUUAACUAACCGGUACAACUUCUUUCUCAGUUGGUAGUCUAACUUUUCAGAUUCAAGAAGUCCUAUUUUCUGUGACUACUACACACCCACAAUUAGGUAAAUUCAAAGAUGCAGCGGUUCAUAGGAGAACUACCUGUAAAACAACAGGUUUCUGUUUGACAUGGUAGCUGCUCCUUCAUCCUUUUAGACCCUACAGUAGUGUCACAUGGGGAUCUGGUCUGACACUUACUCAACUAAUUUGCUCUAUUAAAAUGUGUGUCAUUCCAACAUUUUCUGAUCUUGGAACAGCAUAUGGAAAGAGAAGCCAGAUUCAUUAUAAUGUGAGAUACACAUUCAAAACUAUACAAUAAAUUAAGCUAUACAGAUGUAAAGAAAUAAAGUCUAUUUAUGAA
Molecule: messenger RNA, 3518 nt
Organism: Chelonia mydas (Green sea turtle)
Lineage: Eukaryota; Metazoa; Chordata; Testudines; Cheloniidae
Gene: PAQR5
Product: progestin and adipoQ receptor family member 5
Exons: 9
Coding region: 511-1539 (342 amino acids)
Cellular component (GO): membrane
Molecular function (GO): signaling receptor activity
Source: RefSeq, a predicted model, not a curated record